UUUUCAUGUUGCUACUCGCUCUCGCUCUGUGCAUUUGUCCAGUUUAUCAAUUUACGAUCCGAGUCUUUUCUUUUCUUUCGACCUUAUUCAGCCAUACCUAUUAUCGUGAAAAUUAUUCAGAAUAAAUACAAGAAGGUCGCUGGAUAAUGCAAAUUUAUUUUUAUUUAAUGUCUUAAAGUUUACAAGCUCAUUCAUGUGGUGAUCUAUAGCAACGAAGCAUCACCAUGGCUAGUAAUCGGUUUGAGAAGAUUGGAACUAUUUAUUCUAGAAUAACUGGUUUACUUCGAGCAGGAGCCACCAAAUGGGAAAACAAACCACUCUGGUAUAAUGUUUAUCGUGCUUUUCCUCCACUAAAUGAAACUUCCUUUGGAUCACCUGUUCCCGACACACCAAUCAGGAAUAUAUUUUAUGCUGAAGACAAACUUAGAGCGAAAUUUCACAAGGAUUACAGAAUGCUAAGUGCUGUUCGGUUAGAUGACCGCUCCACUCCGAGUGAAUGUCAAACGUUCAUCCAAGAGUACAAAACGCUUGUAGAAGAGAAAGGCAAAGCAGAAAAGGAUGCCUACAGUGAAGCUUUUAGUCCAUUCCAGAAAAAAUUAAAGGCUGAGAUGAAGAAACAGCACCCUCCUGAGACAGAAGAAGUAGGCUUCGACUCAGAGGAGUCCCCAAGGUCUGAAGCCGCACCCCAAGAAACGCUGUCUGAGAAAGAUGCAAAAGAACUUUAUACAGAUAUUUUCAAGAAGUAGUGAUUUUUGUUAUCAUUAGACCAGAAGUUUGUAAUGCUGGAAAUCUCAUAAUUUCUAGUUUCAAUGGUUUGUUUUGUUUUAUAUUUUAUUUCUAAGCACAGUAACAGGGCUAAUUUUAAGUGACCGUUAAAGUAGACAAAAAUUAAGAUAAAUGAAUAAAUAAAAAUGAAAUUUUUUCCUACCAACAGCAAUUAUCUCAGUCCAAUGGAAUCAUCGCCCCGUCAAAUUAAGUGACACUGGAGAAUAACUUCUAUGAUCAUAUUUGCUGGACCAUCUAUCAGCUCUGCACAGUACCAUACAACAACCUAAGGCUUCAUCUACGUUUGCUAACUUGCCCCAAACUUUAUUCAAAACAGUUCAAGUAACUGAAUGCAGCCAGCUCAACAAAUAAUAUUCUCCCAAAUGAUUUUGCAAAAGUAAUGAGUCAUGAGCAAGGUUAUCCUUGGACUCAACAUGAGUUCACCCUGAGUUUACUAAAAAGAGAAUUUCCAGAUCACAGAAAAUAGGUUGAAUGAAAUGAUGCUAUCUAUUUUUCAGUGUAAGCCAGUUCGUAUAAAAAUAUUGUCAGAAAUAUCACCUGAAAGUAACACAAUAUUGUUGUCAUGCCUAAUAAAAAUCAAUGGAAAAUGU
Molecule: messenger RNA, 1376 nt
Organism: Bemisia tabaci
Lineage: Eukaryota; Metazoa; Arthropoda; Insecta; Hemiptera; Aleyrodidae
Gene: mRpS23
Product: mitochondrial ribosomal protein S23
Biological process (GO): translation
Cellular component (GO): ribosome; mitochondrion
Molecular function (GO): structural constituent of ribosome
Source: RefSeq, a predicted model, not a curated record